Messenger RNA from Paramormyrops kingsleyae, 4667 nucleotides. Its product is annotated as protein sel-1 homolog 3. NCBI's taxonomy places the organism in Eukaryota, Metazoa, Chordata, Actinopteri, Osteoglossiformes, Mormyridae. Gene Ontology annotation, molecular function: protein binding. The record is from RefSeq and is a predicted model, not a curated record.
CUUGAAAAUUUGCGCGACAGGAUUUUUAAUUAAAAUUAUUAAAUUUAUGCGCGGCACUCGCCUAAAUAUAGUAUAUAGGCCUAGAGUCACGAAUGUUUAUAGAUGUCCUUAAAAACUGAAUUUCUAAUCUAGGCUACUUUAGACACCAACUGUAGCAAGUGCUGCUUCACAAUGAGAAGUGGCAAUGGAAAUUUAGUAAUGUGAAAUAUAAAGGAAUAACAUUUAUACAUCAAGAAUUGGUUACUGUGUGUAAAAGGCGGGUGGAGCUUUGUAUGCAUUACACUAUUUACCUUACCUGCCAUUCUGGAGAUUCAAGCAGGAUAUUAUUCCGGGUUUGCUUCAGUAACCACCUUUAACACGACUAAUCCAGAAAUAUAUUCUAGCGUGAAUCUAUAUAAUGUUGAUAUUCUGCAGUUCUGUAUAGAUGUUAGCUGCUUGAUCACUCCUAACUUCAAAGGAUGACGUUCGAUGGAUCACAUUAUGAGCCGAUAAGUAAACAAAAAUGUUAAUGGAUCGUUUCAGUAUGAAAAAGUUUAGUCUUUUUGACAAUUGAAGGCUACUCGGAUUGUUAAAAAAUAUAUAGGCCUAGUUUUUUUUGUUUCAUUACUGCUGUUCGGUGAUCGGUGUUACAAGUUUCUAAUUUGAACCUGUGAGCCUAUUUUUUUAGUGAUUAACCGUCGGUGGGUUUUUGCUUAUUUCUGUUUGCGCAAAUCUAGACAGUACAGUAAUACUGUGUAGAUAAAUAGUUUCAUGGGUCGCUGAAAGCAUUCAAAGGUAUAAAUCUUUUAGAGAAAAUGUCGCGGAUAAAGGAUAGAUGUAUUUUACCACUAAUAUACUUCGCUGUUUUGAACGCCACUGAAUCCAUCCAGCCUCCUCUCCUUAACAAGGUGGAGUUUCUGAAUCCACCACAUGAACCAGUGUCUGAGUAUCUGUUACGGGUCCAAUACGCCUGCUCUGUAUCUGCAGUCGUGCACUUGGAGGCACUCGUGUCAACUGAUACCACAACUGUCGCUCCAGUAUUCCAGAGACACUGGUCCUGUGAGCCAGGCUUGACCAGAAUUCGAGCUCUGACCCUCCGGCUCCCCGACAGCGUGGUGUACCAAGCAGACUGGCUCAUGCUCGAUGCAGAUUGGCUGUUUGAUGUCACGAUGCGGGCCUGGAUCAUUGGACUUGGAACUCAGAGCUCUUACCAGACCAGCCUGGCCCGUGACCUUGUGCAACUACAACCUGUACCCCCAUUCAGCCGUCCAUUGAAAGAGCACCAACUCUGCCCACGCUGGGAUAAAGAUUUGCUGUGGCGUAUUCACAGAAACUGUGUUCCUCAAUGUCCAGAAGAACAAGAGGUGGCCCAUUUCUUCUCCUUUCUGUUUGCGUCCACCGGAGAGAACUUUGGCAUCACCAGGGCUGUGCAUCAUUACAGAAACAAGGUCUUAGAACAGCUGAGGUUGAAAACUAUUUCUUCUCCUUGGUGUACGAUCUCCAUCUGGCUAUUCCUCACCCAGCACUGUAAGCAGCAUUUGUGUGGAGUGCUGCAUCAUGUGGACUAUCAGAAGAACUAUUCCACCCCCGCCAUUUUUCUUACAAGCUCCGGCCAGUUCCAUAUCCAGGUGACUGGAGAGGAUGGGAUGUCUGUAGCCUUCCUGGUCAGCUUUCAAAUGCCACUGGGCAGGUGGUGUUGCAUCCAAGUGGCGAUCCGUGGAAAAUCAGUUGACGUUGUCAUGGUCUGCGUAGGUGGGGGACAGCACUCUGUGUAUUCUGCUGAGCACAGGUUCAAACAAGCUUUGUACCUGGAUGAUACAGAUGGUCAUUUCAUCUUGGGAGGAAGUAAUUAUGUGAAAGGCAUUGAAGGCUUCUUUGGACCCUCUCUGUACUAUCGCAACAGAAUAAUUUCAUUGUCAAAGAUUGUUGUUCCGGAACUGAUUAGGGAAAUGAAUUUGACAGGAUGGUUUGAGUCUUGUCAGCUGUUUCAGAAAGAGCUUUAUAUGAAAAUGACAAGAUACUCACAGAAAGUCAGACAAUCUGCAAGAGUUAUGGAUACCUACAGUAUUUGGGCAUUUCGAGAAAUCCCCCCACCUGAAAUGUCACAUUGUGAGCUGUGGGAGGCGCCACCCACCUCUCAGAGACGCCCUGCUGUCCGACUUGCACAGAUUCUAGCCACCAAACACGGGGCAGAAAGACUUACGCUGAAAUCAGUGGGUAAGCUGCUUUACUCCAGAGCUCUUCGCAAGCUGACCCAGGAAAGGCCAGCUUUGAAUGUCAGAGGGGUCAUGCCCCUUUUGCUACAAGCUGGCUGUCUGGGUGACAUGAGAGCCCUGUACUUAUCAUCAGUGCUCUACAACAGUGGUCUUGGUGUCAAGAGGCAACCCAAGAAGGCCAGGCUGCUGAGCCUCUUGGCCGCGCAGCAAGAUUGGAGACUGGCGCUGCUGCAGCUCGGUCACCUGCAUCACCUGGGAGAGCAGGACGUCCCUCCGGACACACCCCUUGCCUAUGCCUACUACUCCAACAUAGCUGCUCAGACAGCACUCGACAGGCAGAACCCCUCAGCGAAGCAGAAAUUUGUGGAGUCGAUUCACCUGAGCAACGAGGACAUGCUGAAGCUCCAGACGAGUGAAAACGAUGACCUCUUCCUGUGGCUCAAACACCAGGCACGCAAAGGAGUAGCAGAGGCUGAGCAAGCAGUGGGCCGGAUGCUGUUCUGGGGUCAGCAGGGCGUGUCCCCCAACCUUCAGGCCGCCGUGAAGCACUACGAGCGGGGGGCGGUACAGCUGGAAGACACAGUGUCCAUGUACGACUACGCCAUCGUGCUUCUGAAGGGGCAAGGAGUGAAGCAGGACAUCCCCAGGGCAGUGAGCUUUCUGAAGAAGGCAGCUGAACGGGACUUUGUGGCAGCCAUCAACGCCCUCGGCUGGUACUACGAGCACUACGAGAAGGACUAUGCUAGAGCGGUGGAGCUGUGGGAGCGGGCCGAUGGCCUUGGGAGCCCUGAAGCUGCCAUGAACCUUGGGGUCAUGUAUUCCCAUGGUCAUUAUCCCGGGAAACUGCCUGACAAGUUCACAGCAUACACUUACUACUUAAAGUCUGCCGAGAGGAGAAGCAUUGACGGUGCGAUCCAAUUGGCUGAGGUGUGGAUCAGAGGGAUUCCCGGUCAGGUCGACAGGCUCCCAGUGAAUGCAGUCCUGUGGACAAAGUGGGUAGCUGAGCAGAAUGGGUACCUGGGGACAGUGCUGAGGAUGGCCCUGGAUGCUUACCUCCGUCAGGACUGGCCCUCUGCACUUCUCUGGUUCCUGAUGGCUGCCGAAUCGGGGUUUGCGACAGCCCAGUUCAACAUAGCUUAUCUCUGCGAGCACAAUCCUGGAAGCUUCUUGGAUGAAGACUUUGUGACAGAGUGCAUGUGGCGAUACUACAACCUUUCCAUUCAAGCUCAGGAACCUGCACCUUAUGCCCUGUUAAAGAUGGGCGACCUGAUGUACGAUGGCCACGCGCGAAGGCAAAGAGAUGUGACCGCAGCUGCUCACCUGUACAAAAGGGCGGCGCUCAAGAGCCACCCACAGGGCUGGUACAGUCUUGGCCUGCUUGUCCAGGAUGGGGUGCUGCUGCCAGGCUCCCUGUUGGCUGAGCUGGGCCUCUGGGAGCUCCAAGGAGCUGACAACCACACAGUGCUCAGCACAUUUUACCAGAGGUGCAGAGACCACUCAGAUACUGAGGCUUACCUGCCCUGCAGCUUAGCCCUGAUCCAUGCUCACCUGCUGUCUGCCUGGAAGCUCCAUGGCUCCACCAUGAUGCUUUUCAGCACUGUUACCAUGGCUGUCGCCUCUCUUCUGGUGGUCCUGCUCCACCUGGGAAGGCCUUUGACGAGGCCUGAGGAUCACACAGCGAAUGGGGAGCCAGCAGGGAACAUGGCUGCUUUGUGAUUGGCUGCUCUCAAACUCCCUUCAGAUGAGAAUGGGGGGGGGGCAUGGUUCAUAACCUCUCUCUGACGGUGGUGGUAUAGCUUGAAGGUUUUGGUAUCUUUCUUUAUUUCAUACACAUACUGGCAAUAUUUACAUUAGCCACAUCUUUUUGUUUCGGUUUUUAUUUACAGGUUCCAUAUGUCAUUAAAAGCUUAUGACCAAAAUAGCAGACGACUCAUUUUCAAAUCAACGUUUUCAUAAUUAACAAUAUUUUCAUUCAAUAAUUUAAUUUAUUGUAUUUAACUUAUUGCCUUAAUCUGUACCACCAGCUAUCUUACAUUGCUUACAAGCAGAAACAAUAUGCCUGAAUGAAUAUACAUGCACCAAACUCAUUCCACAGCCUAGUCAUACAGGGCGGUAUUUGUUGACAAAAAAAACCAAAAACAAAACACAUCCACUGUCUUAGUCAAGUAUACAAGAAGAUUUCAGUAUAAGAAACAGCACAAAUGUGGGUCUGGAGUCCUGUGCUAAAAUGGUUUAGCUCUCAUGACCUAUUUCUAACUCCUAACUACUCUGUAUUAUACAUCAUUUCUGCAUGCUGAUCAGCGUUACUUUCAUUUUUAGGCAUGCUGUUGUCUAUACUAUGUAGCUGUACCUUCCUUGCUGAGCUUCAUAGUUUUGUGUGAAUGGAUAUUGUGUACAGAUCUGAAAAGAACAACAGAUGACAAUGGAGAAAAAGUCCAUUAGUGAAAUAAAACCUGGCUGUGUUAAUGUGGA